Molecule: messenger RNA, 672 nt
Organism: Quercus lobata
Lineage: Eukaryota; Viridiplantae; Streptophyta; Magnoliopsida; Fagales; Fagaceae
Exons: 2
Coding region: 1-672 (223 amino acids)
Biological process (GO): DNA integration
Molecular function (GO): nucleic acid binding
Source: RefSeq, a predicted model, not a curated record
AUGCAGAAGUACCUUAAAUUGGCGAACCAACUGGUAAGUACUUUCCAUCGCGCGGAGUUUGUUCAGAUGCGCAAGUUUGUUCAGAUCCCACAGGACCAGAAUGCAGAAGCUGACGAGAUAGCACGAAGUGCCUUAACGGACCACCAGGGGAAGUCGACCGAUUGGAAUAUGGAAGAACAAGAAUUUUCCAACAUCGAAGAGCUUCAAACUUUCCCCUUGCACACACAAUCAGGGUUCGGGAUACUAAGGAUGAUCAUUUCUGACAAUGGUCGUCAGUUCGACAGCCACGGGUUCAGGUCGUUUUGCUCCAACCUAGGCAUUAAGAACAAAUACUCAUCACCAAGACAUCCUCAGGCCAAUAGACAGAUAGAAGUAACCAACCGAACCUUGCUCAAGAUUAUCAAGUCUCGGCUGAUGGGGGCAAAGGGAGCAUGGCCAAAGGAAUUGCCAAGUGUCUUGUGGGCUUACAGGACGACGACACGAACACCAAUAGGCGAAACACCCUUCAAUCUGACAUACGACACUGAAGCAGUCAUCCUAGUCGAGGUAGGACUUACCAGCCUCAGGAGAGAGUUCUUCGACAAACAAGGCAACGACGACCAAUUGAAACUGAACCUUGAUUGCCUGGACGAAGUCAAAGACCAAGCCUUCCAAAGGAUGACCAAAUACUAG